AUGUCUACCAGUUCCCCUACGUUGGGUUUUGGUGCCGGGGAACGGGCUGCGGCCAACCUCCAAGCCCGUAGCCAAGUCAUCGCCAAUAUCGAAAACAUUUAUAGGAACGUCGAACUUUACCAUUCCGCGAAUAUACACCCUACCUCCUACGUAUUUCUUGGCAUCGAUUGUCAACCUCUUGAGCUAGAUGAGGAUGGAAAACACCUUGAGACCCCAGCUUCCGAUCCCUCCAGUCCGAUUUUCUUUGAACCACAGGGUGCUGCAUGGGUUCCCGAUGUUUGUGAAACCGACCCUAAAGUCACGGCAGACCUGAGGGAAAUCACUGAUGGAUGGGAGAACGCCAAAAAUGAUCCUUUAGUUCGGAGCCUUCAUUCCCAGGUCUGGUUUGUCUUUUUGGGCCUGGAGCGGAUGUUCUUCCAGUUCCGCCGAGAGUUCGACCAGGGACAUGGUGAAUCCCCCCCAAAUCUUAGGGAUUGUCAAAAUGGUAGCACUAUUGUGCCAUCGGUUAUCGCCGAUAGAUUCUACCCAUCUAUUUGGGGAUCGAUGCUAUGCUCGCCGGCCGCUGCCUUUGUGCCGAAGGAGUUGCUAUAUCCUGAAGGAAGACCCCCACACACUCUAAUCCUCACCUUGAUUGAACAAGAACCUAGCGAAACGCUGACCCGGGCAGAGGUGAUGAUCCUUGCCGCAACUAUGAUCACACGACUAGAAGGCGAGGAUUGCUUAGAGUACAACACUAUUCCAGUUAUGGCUAUCACGAUCUUCGGGCAAAUGAAGGCCCGAGUAAUCGAAGCCCAUUGCACCGCGCAAGUUCUAGUCAUCAAGAAGACCGACCUUCUUGACUUUUCGACUAACAAAGUCGCAAACAAGAAUAUGGACAUUCUGCUUGGAUUUAUGUGUGCCGACCUCGUUGAAAAUGCUAGAGAGCCCACAGUUCCCACGGAGACCCUAAAAGAGCUCACGAAAAGCCGACAAAGUGAAGACGGCGAGGGGCGGAACCUUGCGGACGAUGAUCCAGAAGAUGAAAAUGAGCCCUCGAGUCGACCCAGAGGCUGA
Molecule: messenger RNA, 1053 nt
Organism: Penicillium bovifimosum
Lineage: Eukaryota; Fungi; Ascomycota; Eurotiomycetes; Eurotiales; Aspergillaceae
Exons: 4
Coding region: 1-1053 (350 amino acids)
Source: RefSeq, a predicted model, not a curated record